UUAUUAGAAAUCAUCUGUUGAAUGCUGAUACAUUUACAAUAUCUUAAUUAUUAUAUAAUAAAUGUCACACUAUGAUUUGAAUUCAAUCAAUUUGUUUUCAUAAGUAAUUUCAUUUCCAUCAAGAUAUACUUAUUACAAUUAUUCAAAUAAAAAAUUUGUUACAAAAACAUCGGAUGAUAGAAAAUUUGCAAGUAGCACUAUAGCAUAUCAAGUAUUUCAUUCAGAUUUAUUCUUAUCCUGUAUAGGUCUCCCUUCACUAUCAUAUUCUUGUUCCUUGAAAGCAAUAUAAACAUACCCAGCUAUUAUCAGAUUCACUGUUAAUACUGAAGCGGAAACUGACCAAAUAACGUUAGUAAAUCCAGUAAUAUCGAAGUCUUGCAGAGUAUACUUUGUUCCAAAAAAUGCACCAAAUGGUAGGGACACCAUUAGAAACGAAAAAAAAAGGAGAAGCAGUAUGGCCUUAUUUUCCUGUGCUUUAUGAUUUGGAUGUAGUAUUUUAAUCGGAUCUGGUUCAAAUUUUGCUGCAAUUGUCGACUCCAUUUAGAUUUUUUAGUGUAUUUUUUCUUCAGAAAGGGCUUUACUUCAUGUUUCUCCAAUAGCUUGCCACAUAGUAAAUAAUGAUAUUCGCUUAUGGAAUUGUGAAAAAAUUAUUUAUUCUUCAUCCAGACACCUUCAGUUGAAAUCCUAAUGAAAUUAACAAUCAAUAAAGUGGUUUUAUAAAGAAUAUGAUAAUCAUAAAUUGAUAAAAACAAACAAGAAAAUUUUAGGUUGGAGUUGGAAUUUUUUAAUGUCACGGGAUAUGUGACAGUAAUGACAGUAUUGACAGUUUUUUUGAUUUCAGAGAUUACAUAUUUAUUUUGAUUUGAAUAUUGCUAUUGCAAAUCGCAUGAAUGAACUUCAUUAUUAGAUUCUGAAAUAAACAAUAAUAUUUAUAUUCUUAUGGUAUUUUUAAUUUAAAAAAUCAGUGGCAUUUAAUCAAAUUUUUGUAACCAUUUAUAAAUCUCUAUGGUAGAAUAAAAAUCAGAGAAAACCAGAGACGACACGACAGACGAUUUCAGUGCUUUUUAAAAGGCUUGUUUUUGUUAUUGUGAAACAAAAAAAAAAGAAAAUAAAUUGUGAUAAGGAAGAAAGAUUUGAAUAUUGCUGAAUAAUUAACUGAAUUUUGUUGAACCAUAGUGAAUUCUUUUCAAAAAUGGAAAACAACGUCUACUGCUUAGAGAACAGCCAUGGAAAUGAAUGUAACAGGAAAAUGCUCUCUAUUUUUUGUAUUUUCUAAUCAGAAGUACCAUAGAAAUCUGCGUUUUUACUUGUUAUUUAAGUGAAAUCAAUCUAUAUAGCCAUGGCACCAAUACCAGCAGAAUAUUUUUAUGAUUUCUGGGACACUUAUGAAAAUAAUGAUAUUGAACUCACAUGUCUAAUGCCAAACGGUAUUGUUAUUUUACUCAAAGCUCAUAGCAAUGCCACUCUUGGAGAAAUCAAGGAGGAUUUGUGGGAUGAAGCUGCCAACUAUCCCUUGUAUGGAAAACUUUAUGAUAUUUCUGGCUAUGUAUUCAUGUACGUUAAUAACAUGGCAGAACAGGUAAAAGUUGUAGAUGAAUGCAGAAGACUCUGUGAUAUAAGGCCUAUUGGAGGGAUAUUGAAAAUAGUUGAAGCUAAAACUGAUAAACUAGAUGAAACUACAAGUGGUCAAGUUGGUCAUUUGAUUGGCAAACGUUUGCAAGAAUUUGAUUCCAUGAAUAGCCCAGAAAUAAAUAAUUUCAGGUUCAAAAUGAGAAAAUUGGGGGAAGAUAUAGCGAAAUCUAGAGAAAAAUUGACUUGGCAACAAAAGGUGUUCUACCAAUUUCCUCCAAGAAUUACAGUUCCUAAUAGUCUUUUGUUGAAUCAAAUAGGUCAUGACAAGAACAUUAAAAUAGCUACUAAGUUUGGUAAUUCCGAUAAUUCGUAUAAUUUUACAUUUGAUGUUUCUAUGAGUAUAAGACCCACAAAAUUCCUGGAAUUAGUUCUUACAAAAAAAGCUACGAUAUUCAAUACAAAAAAUGAAAGAACUAGCGACUAUGUAUUGAAAGUAUGUGGUUGUGACGAUUUCAUAAUGGGAGAAGAACCCCUCAUUAAUUUCCAAUAUAUUCAGGAAAGUUUAUCCUAUGGUAUUACUCCUGUGUUGGUUACUGUUAAUAUCUGUGAUGUUCCAAUUACAACUGAAGGAGAUUACGAGUGUAUAGGAAAUUUUGAUAAGAAGCCUCGUCCGUCUUAUUCGACAUUAACGCUCAGGAAAAAAGGAAAAUGUAAAUCUGCCUGGGAUUUGAUUUCCAAUUUUAGAUUAACUCUGUCUAAGUUAAGAAAACUCAAUCUGGAUCCUAAAAAAUCAUCAGAAUUGUUUAUUGGAUUACAAGUGGGCCUGUUCCAUGGGGGAAAGUCCCUAUGUGAAGCAAAAAGAACUGAAGAUUUGAAAGUUACUGUUGUAGGUGAUCAGUGUGAAUGUGAUAUCAACGUUUGUUUUGAAUUUGAUAUGCUGAUGUGCAAUAUUCCCAGAAAUGUGAAGUUAUGUUUUGUUGUCUACGAAGUGAACAAAACUUACAAAGGCGGCAAAUUCAAGAAAUCUAAGGAAGCAAAUAAGGAUCCUUCUUAUAAUCCCAUAGCUUGGGCUAAUACCACACUGUACGAUUUUAAAGAUCAAUUGAGAAUGGGUCCUCAAACACUCUACAUGUGGACUUAUGCUGAGGAAAAUUUUGGCGAUGAUCUUUUGCAUACGUUAGGUACAGUUGUGAAUAAUCCAGAUAUAAGGAACGUUACUGCUUUAACGAUAAAUUUUGAGACUUAUGAAAACCAAAUAAUAGUAUACCCUUGUCCGGAAGCCAUGUUAGAAUAUGCCCAUGCUUUAGGGCAAAGUGGCUCCAAUAAUAUAACUACUGAAAUUGGUUUAGAGAAUAUCAAAAAUUACGAAAAGAACUUCGACUAUGAUAAUUUUUAUGAGAUGCAUGAUCAAGAUAGGAAAAAUAUAUGGAACCUCAAGCAUUAUUGGAAAGAACACAAUCCAGUAAUAUUACCUAAAAUACUCUACUGCAUUGACUGGGAUCGCAAAGAAACAUUUGCAGAAGUAGUGGCACUUCUGAAGGAAUGGCCCCUUCUGCCUGCCGAAAAAGCUUUGGAACUUUUGGAUUACGCUUAUGCAGACCAAGAAGUCAGAAGUUAUGCUGUGCAGUGCCUUCAAGAAAUGAGUGACGAUGAUCUUCUCUUAUACCUUCUCCAACUAGUUCAGGCACUAAAGCACGAGCUGUUCCUAGAAUGUGAUCUUAUCGAUUUCUUACUGAAAAGAGCCCUAGCCAAUCAAAAAAUAGGUCAUUACCUCUUUUGGCAUCUCAGAUCUGAAAUGCAAGUUCCUUCGGUAUCAGUUCGUUUCGGUUUGAUCCUCGAGGCUUACUGCAGAGGAGCCCAAGAGCACAUCGGUAUAUUGCAGCAACAGUUGACCUGUCUGGAGAAACUGAAGAAAUGUCAGGAAGUCAUAAGAAUCAGCAGGGACAAAGACAAGGCCAAGUGUCUGUUGCAAGAUUACAUACAGGGUCAGUCUUCCGAGUUCCUAAGAGGUCUGAGGAAUCCCUUGGACCCCAGCUACAGAUGUGAUAACAUUAAGAUCGAGAAAUGCAGAGUGAUGGACAGCAAAAUGCGCCCCCUGUGGGUCGUGUUCGGUAACGCUGAUUAUUACGGCGACGAUGUCUACCUCAUUUUCAAGAAUGGGGACGAUCUGAGGCAGGACAUGCUGACCCUGCAACUUUUGAGGAUUAUGGAUAAGUUGUGGAAACAGGAGGAUUUGGAUUUGAGGAUGAACGUUUACAAUUGCGUUGCGACCGAUAACAGGGCAGGUCUGAUAGAGGUCGUUUUACAAGCGGAAACAAUAGCCAACAUACAAAAGGGAAAGGGGAUGUUCAGCGUUUCUUCGGCCUUCAGAAAAGGAUCGAUAUUCGAUUGGUUGAAGGAUUACAACACCACAGAAGCCGCUUUAGAUCAAGCUGUCAAGGAGUUUACCCUGUCCUGUGCCGGAUAUUGUGUGGCUACUUAUGUUCUAGGGAUUGGCGACAGACAUUCCGAUAAUAUCAUGAUAAAAAGAACUGGUCAGCUGUUCCAUAUCGACUUUGGCCAUAUAUUGGGUCACUUCAAAGAGAAGUUCGGAAUAAAAAGAGAACGGGUACCUUUUGUAUUAACCCACGAUUUCGUUCAUGUGAUAAAUAAGGGAGCCAAAGACAGUGAACACUUCAAGACUUUCCAGAAGAACUGCGAAAAAGCUUUCCUCAUCCUAAGAAAACACGGUAAUCUUAUACUUUCCCUUUGUGCAAUGAUGAUUUCAACGGGAUUGCCCGAAUUGUCUUCGGAAAAGGAUCUCAAUUAUUUGAGGGAGACAUUGGUUCUUCUGAAAUCAGAAAAGGAUGCCUUAGAACAUUUCAAGAGCAAAUUCAACGAGGCUCUCUCAAACUCCUGGAAGACAUCACUGAAUUGGGCGUCUCACAACCUGUCGAAAAAUAAUACUUAGUAUUGUCGCGUUUGCUGCCAAUCCAGAAUAAGUGCCAAUAAAGUAACUAUAAGGAUCAAUGAUUUAUUUAUUCAUAUUUUGUAUUCAAUAAUUGUCAUUGAAUGGUGUACUCAUUUUAUUUCAUAGUAUUAAAGUUAUCUUAUACAUGUUAAUUUUUAUAAAAAACUUUUUUUAAAGUUA
Messenger RNA from Harmonia axyridis, 4702 nucleotides. It is a transcript of the gene Pi3K92E, whose product is annotated as phosphatidylinositol 4,5-bisphosphate 3-kinase catalytic subunit delta isoform. Gene Ontology annotation, biological process: phosphatidylinositol 3-kinase/protein kinase B signal transduction; cell migration; phosphatidylinositol-mediated signaling. Bases 1340 to 4522 code for a protein of 1060 amino acids. Gene Ontology annotation, cellular component: phosphatidylinositol 3-kinase complex; plasma membrane; cytoplasm. The transcript is spliced from 17 exons. NCBI's taxonomy places the organism in Eukaryota, Metazoa, Arthropoda, Insecta, Coleoptera, Coccinellidae. Gene Ontology annotation, molecular function: 1-phosphatidylinositol-3-kinase activity; 1-phosphatidylinositol-4-phosphate 3-kinase activity. The record is from RefSeq and is a predicted model, not a curated record.